GCUGCUGGCUGACGGUCACCUGGAUCAGGUUCAGAGCAGAAACACACAGCAGGGAGAGGAAGAAGUGUUUUCACUGAUCAUUGACCUUCCUCUGAUGCUGUCCCUGCCUCACUCAGACUGACUGAAGAUGAGUGAUGUGGAGGAAAAGAAGGACGGCUGUCUGUCCAUGAAGGGGGACGGGUCCACAGAAAGGCCUCCAGACUGCAGUGAUGAACCCUCAGACACAAAGCAGAGAGCAGAGUCUCCAGCAUCCAGCUGUCUGUCUAUGAAGAGUGACUGGUCCAAAGAGAGGCCUCCAAACUUCAGUAAAGAACGUGAACCCUCAGACACAAAAGAGAGGAAGAGGAGUCCUGUUCCUGUGGAGGAGCAGCCGUCCUGCUGUGCUUUGUGUCAGGACGUCCUGAAGGAUCCAGUCUCUACCAGCUGUGGACACUGGUUCUGCAGACGGUGCGUCACCUCAUACUGGGACCAGUCUGCUUCAUCAGGACACUCCUCCUGUCCCCAGUGUGGAGACAGAUCCAGAACCAGAGCUGGACUGCAGACAGCCAGUCAGAGCAGCUCUGUACAAAUGAGAGGUGGUCUGCAGGAGGUUUUAGAUGAACAUAAGAUCAGUCUGAGGAGGAGAUGUGAACGUGUGACUGAAGGAAGUGAUGAAACAGGAAGUGGAACCCUCCUCAACAGGAUCUACACUGAGCUCUACAUCACAGAGGGACAGAGUGAAGAGGUUAAUACCCAGCAUGAGGUGAGGCAGCUUGAGACAGCUUCCAAGAAGAAGACCCUCCAUGACACUCCAAUCAGGUGCCAGGACAUCUUUAAAGCCUUACCUGGCCAACAGAGAGCCAUCAGAGUGGUUCUGACCAACGGCGUCGCUGGCGUUGGAAAAACCUUCUCAGUGCAGAAGUUCACUCUGGACUGGGCAGAGGGCUCGGAAAACCAAGAUGUCGGUCUGCUGGUUCUGCUCUCGUUCAGGGAGCUGAACUUGAUCAAAGAUGAGCGGCACAGUCUCCUCACGCUGCUCCAUGUUUUCCAUCCAACAUUACAGAAGGUCCCAGCAGAGAAGCUCGCCGUCUGGAAACUGUUGUUCAUCUUUGACGGCCUGGAUGAAAGCAGACUUUCAUUGGAUUUCCACAACAGUGAGGUUGUGUCUGAUGUCACACAGAAGUCAUCGGUCAACCUGCUGCUGACAAACCUCAUCGAGGGGAAUCUGCUUCCCUCGGCUCUCGUCUGGAUAACUUCCCGACCUGCGGCGGCCAAUCAGAUCCCUCCUUCGUGUGUCGGCAGGGUAACAGAAGUACGAGGCUUCAGUGACGCCCAGAAGGAGGAGUACUUCAGGAGGAGAGUCAGUGAUGAAGAGCUGUCCAGCAGAAUCAUCUCACACAUCAAGACCUCCAGGAGCCUCCACAUCAUGUGUCUAAUCCCAGUCUUCUGCUGGAUCACUGCUACAGUUCUGGAGCACAUGUUGACUACAGAGCAGAGAGGAGAGCUGCCCAAGACCCUGACUGACCUGUACUCACACUUCCUGCUGGUUCAGAUAAAGAGGAAGAAGCACAAGUACGAUGAGGGACAUGAGACGAGUCCACAGGAGCUGACGGAGGCUGACAGGAAGGUUCUUCUGAAGCUGGGGAGGCUGGCGUUUGAACAGCUGGAGAAAGGAAACAUCAUGUUCUACCAAGAAGACCUGGAGCAGUGUGGUCUUGAUGUCACAGAGGCCUCGGUGUACUCAGGAGUUUGUACAGAGAUCUUCAAAAGAGAGAGUGUGAUCUUCCAGAAAACAGUCUACUGCUUUGUUCAUCUGAGCGUUCAGGAGUUUCUGGCUGCAGUCUACAUGUUCCACUGUUACACCAGCAGGAACUCAGAGGUACUGGAGGACUUCCUGGAAGAUAGCGAUGAUCGUGAUGACGACGAAGACAACUUCCUGAGGAGAGCCAUGGAGAAAUCCCUUGGAAGUAAAAAUGGCCACCUGGACCUGUUUGUUCGCUUCCUUCAUGGCCUCUCUCUGGAGUCCAACCAGAGACUCUUAGGAGGCCUGCUGGGUCGGACAGACAACAGUCCAGAAAUCAUCCAGAGAGCCAUCAACAACCUGAAGGAGAUGAACAGUGAUGAGAUCUCUCCUGACAGAAGCAUCAACAUCUUCCACUGUUUGACGGAGAUGAACGACCACUCAGUACAUCAGGAGAUCCAAGAGUUCCUGAAGUCACAGAACAGAUCAGAGAAGUACCUCUCUGAGAUCCACUGCUCAGCUCUGGCCUACAUGCUACAGAUGUCAGAGGAGGUUCUGGAUGAAUUGGACCUGGAGAAGUACAACACAUCAUGGGAGGGGCGAAGGAGACUGAUUCCAGCUGUGAGGAACUGCAGAAAGGCUCUGUAA
Messenger RNA from Micropterus salmoides (largemouth bass), 2368 nucleotides. RefSeq names its product NLR family CARD domain-containing protein 3-like. The record is from RefSeq and is a predicted model, not a curated record. The coding region runs from base 128 to 2368 and encodes 746 amino acids. Lineage: Eukaryota; Metazoa; Chordata; Actinopteri; Centrarchiformes; Centrarchidae. The transcript has 4 exons.